AUGCUCUCGAAUCGAGGGCGCCGUGCCCUCAACGACGGUGAGUGGGCCUGCCCGGACGCGAAAUGUGCCGAAGUCAACGCGGAGCGCGUGCUGUUCUGUCAGGGCUGUGGGCGAUCUAAACCAAAGCCAAAAUCACGCGCCGGCAAAGAGUUGGGCAAGGACCAGGCCGAGAAGUCGAAGGGGUUGUUCGCUGCCGAGGACUGGAUUUGCACAAAAUGCGGAAAUGUGAACUGGGCCCGCCGCAACACCUGCAACGUUUGCAAUGCCAAGAAACUGGGAGACACUGAAAGGAGGACUGGCUAUGGUGGUGGCUACAACGACCGGCAAAACGUCGAGUACAUUCAACGCGAAGACGAGGACGAGUUCGACGAGUUCGGGAGGAGAAAGAAGCGGAAGGGAGGUGGAUCGGCUCCGUCUGGCGACUCGAACCUUGAUUCGGCUCAACGAUCGUCUGUUGUCGAGAAAACAGAUGACGCCGAUGAGGAUUCACGCUCGGAUCGGACUUCUAACAGUGAAGGCAGUGAUGAUGACGAGGAAGAGCUGGGAAAGUACGACCUGGGAGAUGAUAGCAAGAGUGAGGGUGAUGAAGAAGAGGAGGAUGAGGCCGAUGACGACGAACUAGACAAAUACGAUCUGACUGCCGAUCCAGAGAUCGCUUCCGUACAAAUCCCUAUCCCGCCAGUGAAGCCAAUUGAAGAGUGCGAAUCUGACUGCACCUGUUCGUGUUCCGGUGGAGAGUGCUCCUGCAGCGACAGCGAAUGUGAGGCCGAGAAGAAGCCCGAUGAGAAGCCAACGGAAACGACCCAGGACGCUGCUGCUGGUGGACAGGAAAAGGAGCGAGCUCGUGAUCGUGACAGGGAUGCCGAUCGUGAGAAGGACAGGAAGACUAGAAGGUCUCGUUCCCGCGAUCGGAAGCGCAGCCGUUCGAGGGACCGUGUCAGAGACCGUGACCGUGACCGUGAACGCGAUCGGAAAAGAUCUCGCUCAAAGGAGCGUCGCCGUAGCAGCCGCUCCCGUGAUCGCUCGCGCGACCGAGACCGUAACCGGGAUCGCAGCCGUGACCGUCGUCGGGAUCGCCGU
This is a messenger RNA of Mesorhabditis spiculigera, 1080 nucleotides long. The record is from the annotation of a GenBank genome assembly. Lineage: Eukaryota; Metazoa; Nematoda; Chromadorea; Rhabditida; Rhabditidae.